UAAACAAAGCGCUCGUGCAUAGGUACCGAUCGCGUUGUGGCUGGCAACGGUGUAUGAGCGGCGGUGCUUGCUAGUCGCUCAGCUAACGCCGAACAGUGCGGUUUAUCUCUAGCGCUAGAAGCGCAACGGUCAAAGCAAAAAAAGCAUAUAUCUAUUAUCUACUAGUUCAGCCUUUAUCGUCUGCUUCGCACAGAGUGAAAAUAUUUUGACGCCAAACUGAUUUGUUAUUUGAAUCCAACGCACAAAUGACUACCAGUUUUGUCAUCAAUGACACGCCCUAUGACGUGGACUUGAGCAGCUUGCCGGUGGACAUAACGCUGAACACAUUUCUGCGUGAGCAUGCCCAGCUGACAGGAACGAAAUUCAUGUGUCUGGAGGGCGGCUGUGGCGUUUGUAUCUGCGUCGUUAGGGGCAAGCAUCCGGCGAGCGGCGAAACACGCACUUGGGCCGUCAACUCAUGCUUGACUCUACUGAAUACCUGCACGGAUUGGCAAAUCACCACCGUCGAGGGCAUCGGCAAUAAACGAGAUGGCUAUCAUCCGAUUCAAAAGCGCUUGGCGAAGCUGAACGGCACUCAGUGUGGCUUUUGCUCGCCCGCUAUGGUGAUGAAUAUGUAUGGACUGCUUGAAUCUAAGGGCGGUAGAGUCACCAUGGAGGAAGUGGAGAACUCGUUCGGUGGCAACAUUUGCCGCUGCACCGGUUAUCGGCCGAUAUUGGAUGCCAUGAAAUCCUUUGCCAUCGACAGCAAUAUUGAAGUUCCCGGCUGCUGCGAUGACAUUGAGGACUUCGAAUUUGUCGUUUGUCCCAUGGCGGGUGGACAAUGUGCGAGGAGCUGUCAAAAGCCCCUAGCUAUGCUGGCCUACGAGAAUGGCACUUAUUGGUAUUGGCCUCGAUCACUCGCUGAUGUUUUCAAUGCACUAGGUAAAGUGGGCAACGAUCAGUACAUGUUGGUGGCAGGAAAUACUGCACAUGGCGUCUACAGACGACCCCCGGGUAUCAAGCACUUUAUCGACUUGCAUGCGGUGCCGGAAUUGAAACAGCAUUCCAUUGUCGGCGAAAAACUCACAUUGGGCGCCAACUUGAGCCUCAACGAAGCUAUUGAGAUUUUCCAAAAAAUGUCUCAGCGUCCGGGCUUCGAGUAUUGUCAGCAGUUGUGGCAACAUUUCGAUUUGAUCGCGAACAUACCUGUGCGCAAUACAGGCACACUUGCGGGCAAUAUCAGCAUAAAGAAGAUGCACCCAGAGUUCCCCUCGGAUGUUUUUCUCUCAUUUGAGGCACUCAAUGCGCAGAUUGUUAUUCAGGAGCCUGCAGCGCAGCCGAAAACCAUGCCCCUGCUGGAAUAUCUCAAACAAUCGUUCAAUAAAGCUGUGGUCAUUGCAUUUGAGCUGAGAGCAUACCUAAAGGGCAGGUUCAUUUACCACUCUUACAAAAUCACACCACGGGCACAAAACGCGCAUGCCUUCGUGAAUGCUGCCUUUUUACUUGACAUGGACGUGACUUCUUGGGGUGUAGUUAACUCGGCUCGCAUUUGCUUCGGUGGCAUCCGUCCCGAUUUCGUGCACGCUUAUGCCACCGAAGCAUGCUUAGUAAAUCAAAAUAUAUUUGACAAAGAGAUUUUGACCAGGGUAUUUGUCACUUUAAAUAAUGAAGUGCUGCCUGAUGAAGUACUACCGGAGCCCUCACCGGGCUACCGUAGGGCACUGGCAUGUGGACUCUUUUACAAAACUUUGCUAAAGCUUGCACCUGCAGAUAAGGUGAAACCUGAGUACAGAAGUGGUGCGGACAUUCUAAGGCGACCACUCUCAUCCGGCAUGCAAACUUUUGAGACAAUAGAAAAAAAUUAUCCCAUAACACAACCAGUACAGAAACUCGAUGGUUUGAUCCAGUGCUCUGGAGAAGCCACUUAUAUGGAUGACACACUCACAACUUCUAACGCCGUCUUCUGUGCAUUCGCCAAUGCCACCAGGGUGGGUGCCCACAUUGAACAGAUCGACUCAUCGGAAGCUUUGGCCAUGACGGGCGUUGUCGCCUUUUAUACAGCCAAAGACAUACCCGGCAUAAACAGUUUUAGUGAUCCAAUAUUUCAAUAUGAACUCGAAGAAAUAUUCUGCAGUGGUCCUGUUAAAUAUUACGAACAGCCGUUAGGCGUUGUUGUAGCACUGACCAGUGACAUUGCCAAAAAUGCUGCUUCAAAGAUUAAGGUUAUUUAUAGCAAUCGUCCAAGCUCAGGGAUUUUUCCAACAAUGAAAGAUGUUUUUGAAGCACAGGCAUCGGAACGGAUCAAAGAAAAUACAGCUUCUUGCUCGAAAGAUAUACAACUAUCAGAUCAGCCAGACAUUUCAGCUAGAGGCAUUUUCGAAAUGGGUGGACAAUAUCAUUUUACAAUGGAACCGCAAACCACCGUGGCUAUACCGUUUGAGGAUGGCUUGCAAGUUUGGAGCGCAACACAAUGGAUGGACCACACACAAUGUGUAAUUGCGAAAAUGUUGAAAAUUUCAACGAAUGCUGUGCAGUUAAAGGUGCGCCGACUUGGUGGCGCGUACGGUGCAAAAAUCUCACGUGGCAACCAAGUGGCCUGUGCGGCUUCUCUAGUCGCCUACAAACUCAACCGACCGGCGCGAUUCGUACAGUCCAUCGAGUCGAUGAUGAACUCAAAUGGCAAGCGUUGGGGUUGUCGCUCUGAUUAUGAGUUCCACAUCAAAAGUAACGGUAAAAUUGUAGGAUUCACAAAUACAUAUUACGAGGAUGCAGGAUGUAACUCGAAUGAGAAUCCCACCGAUGAUCUUACGCUAUUAACAUCUAGAAAUUGUUAUGAACUAAAUGACUCAAAUUCAAAGGUGUUCGGACAGGCAGUCAUCACCGAUGCACCGAGUUCAGCUUGGUGUCGCGCACCGGGAUCGGUAGAAGGAAUUGCAAUGAUAGAGAACAUUUUAGAGCAUAUGGCAUUCGAGGCAAACAUAGAUCCCGCAGACGCACGCCUAAUCAAUUUAAAGCCAGGAAAUAAAAUGGUUGAGUUAUUACCGCGGUUUUUACAGUCAACUGAAUACCGACAACGCCGAACUGAAAUCGCUACAUUCAAUGCUAAUAAUCGUUGGGUUAAGCGUGGACUUGGCUUGGCCAUAAUGGAGUUCCCUGUCAAUUUGGUUGGACAAUUUGCAGCUACCGUAGCUAUAUAUCAUGCGGAUGGCACUGUAGUUAUAACUCACGGUGGCAUCGAGAUGGGUCAAGGUAUGAACACGAAAAUUGCGCAAGUGGCUGCGCAUACACUGGGCAUACCGUUGUCGUUUAUCAAGCUCGAAUACAGCGACACCAUCAAUGGUGCAAACUCAGAUGUUACCGGAGGCUCAUUAGGCAGUGAGAGUCUUUGCUUCGCCGUGCGUAAGACCUGCAAUACACUCAAUGAGCGCUUGAGACCGGUCAAGGAGGCACUCGGUAAGAACGCCACCUGGCAAAUGGUAGUGGCUGAGGCCUGGACUAGAACAAUAAACAUGAUUGCCAGCGAGCAUUAUAAGCAAGGCGAUAUGCAGGACUACUUCGUUUACGGUCUGGCACUAACUGAAAUUGAGUUGGACAUUUUAACUGGCAAUCAUUUAAUCAAACGUGUGGACAUCCUAGAGGAUGCUGGCGAAAGUCUAAGCCCUUAUGUUGAUGUUGGACAAGUUGAGGGCUCAUUUGUUAUGCUACUUGGUUACUGGUUAACUGAGCACUUGGUGUACGAUCGUCAAACUGGACGACUGCUAACGAAUCGCACCUGGACUUACAAGCCACCAGGUGCCAAGGACAUACCCAUUGACUUCCGCAUCGAACUGCUGCAGAAAAAUCCCAAUCCUGCGGGUUUCAUGCGCUCAAAGACUACCGGUGAACCUCCAGCCUGUCUGGCAGUCAGCUGUAUAUUUGCCGUACAACAUGCUCUGCAAUCGGCUCGCCACGAUGCUGGCGUUGAACAAAAGUGGAUACGCCUAGGUGCGCCAACAACACCAGAAACAAUCGUUUUGAACUCCGGCACCGACACGAAGUCGUUUUCAUUGGAAUAAUUUUUGUACAAUAUUAUGUUUUCAUGUAUAAUUCUUAAUUAAAUUUCCAAAACAUGUAUAAAUUCAAGUUAUUCAGCAUACUUUCCGAACUGCUUUCUUGGAAAAAUAUAAUUUAGUUCAAAGAAAAUAUUAA
Zeugodacus cucurbitae (melon fly) is the source of this 4167-nucleotide messenger RNA. RefSeq lists its product as uncharacterized. The record is from RefSeq and is a predicted model, not a curated record. The coding region runs from base 246 to 4034 and encodes 1262 amino acids. Lineage: Eukaryota; Metazoa; Arthropoda; Insecta; Diptera; Tephritidae. Gene Ontology annotation, molecular function: 2 iron, 2 sulfur cluster binding; oxidoreductase activity; iron ion binding. The transcript is spliced from 7 exons.